Messenger RNA from Xylaria bambusicola, 222 nucleotides. Its product is annotated as protein kish-A. Gene Ontology annotation, biological process: intracellular transport; protein secretion. Bases 1 to 222 code for a protein of 73 amino acids. NCBI's taxonomy places the organism in Eukaryota, Fungi, Ascomycota, Sordariomycetes, Xylariales, Xylariaceae. The transcript has 4 exons. The record is from RefSeq and is a predicted model, not a curated record.
AUGUUGUCUGCGCUGUUCAAUUUCCAGAGCCUGCUGCUCGUCAUCCUCCUCCUCAUCUGCACGAGCGCCUACGUUCACAACCUAUUCCCGACAAUACUCGACCGCAACAAGCAAGGGUUGAUGGGCAUAUUCUGGAAGGCAGCACGGAUAGGCGAGCGACUGAGCCCAUACAUAAGUUUGUGCUGUGUAUUCAUGGCGGUCUCCAUGGUCGUUGGCACCUAA